Messenger RNA from Arxiozyma heterogenica, 870 nucleotides. It is a transcript of the gene PER33, whose product is annotated as Per33p. The coding region runs from base 1 to 870 and encodes 289 amino acids. Gene Ontology annotation, cellular component: endoplasmic reticulum; membrane. Gene Ontology annotation, biological process: endoplasmic reticulum tubular network organization; membrane organization. NCBI's taxonomy places the organism in Eukaryota, Fungi, Ascomycota, Saccharomycetes, Saccharomycetales, Saccharomycetaceae. The transcript has a single exon. The record is from RefSeq and is a predicted model, not a curated record.
AUGGCUCAACAAUCCAAUUAUAGAAAUAGCCAUCCAUCUGGUGGACACAAUACUGGACGCUCACAAAGACAGCCGGUGCCCUUUAUGACUAUUAUGAAGUCAAGAAUAAGACAACCACAAUUUUAUUGGUUUCUUGGUCACGUUAUGACGUUGUAUCAUUUUUUAAAACUGCAUUUAUCUUUGUUUAGUGUAAAUAAUCAAAGAUACCAUUAUAACAGGUCAUUAUUAUACAUUAUUAUAUCGUUCGGGAUAGUUUUAUAUCAGUUUAUCAGAAGUAAACAAUUGAAUGCGUCAAAUUUUUUUGUUAAUUUGUAUAAAUUGGAUAAUUUACAAUAUUUUACAUUAUAUUCGACAUUAUAUCUAUUAAAUAACCUAAGUGGUCAAAAAAUUAUCUUGAAUGGUGGAAUUAUAUCACCAACAAUAUUUUCACUUUUCCAUAUAUUGAAUUAUUUCAAGGAGAACUUAUUACCAUAUUUAACUAUAAUACCACAAAAAUCAAUGAUAAGCUCGUUAAUUACAAUGUUCAUUAGUAAUUAUAAUGAAAAAUGCUUAAUACUUGCACAGUCAUGGGAAAUAAUACUGAUGUUUCGUUAUGUGGUAAUGAGUGUACCUAUAAUACUUUUAAAAAUUUUGACAAAUUUAAUAGUGUUUCAAAGAUUCAGUGGAUUGUUAUUUGGUCAAUUGUUAAUGAUUCUGGUCUAUGUUAAAUUCAUUAAAUGGAGAUGCAUUGCAAACAAACAAUUCUCAUCGAUAUUCAAUGAAAUGGUUAAGAGAAUAGAAUUAUUAUUAAAUCGUUAUGCAAAUGAUCAAUUCGUAUUCAUAUUACCUCUUUGGAGCCGCAUUAAAGAAAUGAUAGUUACAUAUAUAUAA